Molecule: messenger RNA, 606 nt
Organism: Cladophialophora psammophila CBS 110553
Lineage: Eukaryota; Fungi; Ascomycota; Eurotiomycetes; Chaetothyriales; Herpotrichiellaceae
Exons: 1
Coding region: 1-606 (201 amino acids)
Molecular function (GO): peroxiredoxin activity
Source: RefSeq, a predicted model, not a curated record
AUGCGCCUUCCCUACGCGCCGUCAACCCCGCCUGCCGACUCGCCCUCGUCGGUAGCCGAGAUAUACGCCCGUAUCGCUGCGCGGCGGAAACCGCGCCCUCUCAUCCCGCUCGACCUGACGCUUCUGCACUCCCCGCCCGUGGCAAACGGGUACAAUGCCUUCGUCGGUGCGCUACGAACCGAGACCAUCGUGCCGCAGUCCUUUCUCGAGCUUGCCAUCUCCCGCGUUGCGAUCCUCACCGGCGCCGUCUAUGAGUGGAACAUCCACGCCGCGCUGGCGCUGAAAGCAGGUCUGUCGCCGGAUGCGUUGGAGGUCGCCCGCGGCACACUGAAAGGGAAGGUGGGGGGAGAGAAGUCAGCAGCAGCACUGAAUGAGAAAGAGGUGGCCGUGCUGAGAUACACGGACGAAGCCACGGUCGAUGUCAAGGUGCAGGAUGCCACCUUCGAGGACCUCAAGACACACUUCAACGACCGGGAGAUCUUGGAGCUGGCCACCGUGGUGGCCGGGUACAACGCGGUCAGUAGGAUUCUCGUGCCACUGGAUGUUGGCGAGAACAAUGACAAGCCCAUGAAGACGGUGGAGGAGUUGGUCGCAGGUCUGACUUGA